UUCAGGGCAUCAUAAGUAGUUUCUGGUGUUGGGACUCAGAAGUAACACCAAACAUGAUUCUCAAGAUCGCCGGCGAGCUCGCCCUGGUAGGGGUGAUAGCUUCAGUCUUCGUGGUGGCAGCCCAGGGAUGGGCUCAAGAAAGAGCAGCUGAGGAGGCUUCGGGUCAGGAGUAUAUGAGAACCUUAGAUGACUUGACGUCCAAGAUGAAGAACCGUCUGCAAAUAGCCAACUGGAACUAUGUGGCAAAUCUUACGACGGUAAAUGAAGAAGUACUGACGCAAACAACCUUAGAAAUAGCAGAAGAAGAGAAAGAAUAUUGGAAGGAAACAAUGACGUACCUUUGGCAUGAGUUCGAGAAUGAUGACUUAAAGAGGAUGUUCCACAAAUAUUCUAUAUUAGGUACAUCAGCAUUGCCUGAGGAUUUGAACCAGCGGCUAAUUCAAGCUGUCAACAACAUGCAAAAUACUUAUGCAAAAGCAAAAAUUUGUGAUUACAAUAAUAGAACCAAAUGUGAUUUGCUCGUAGAACCUGAUGUGACAAAUAUAUUUGCUAACAGCGAUGAUCCGGAAGAACUGAAAUAUGCGUGGGUUGAAUGGCACAAGGCCGCUGGAGCUCCAUCGAAACAUGACUUUUCGGAAUAUGUACAAAUGUAUAACGAAGCUGCUAAAUUAAACGGUUUUGACACGGCGGCGGAGUGGUGGCUUAGCGAAUAUGAAGCAAGUGACGCUGAAGAUCAAUUUGUAGCCCUUUGGAGCCAUAUUAAACCAUUGUACGAGCAAAUCCAUGCAUAUGUCAGGCACGUUUUGAGAAUGAAAUAUGGGGAAGAGGUGGUUUCAGCCAGAGGUCCCAUCCCUGCACAUCUACUAGGAAAUAUUUGGGCACAAACUUGGGGUAAUGUUGAAAAAUAUAGCAGACCAUAUCCAGAUAAGGCCGAAGUUGACGUUACAGCUGCUCUUGUUGCACAAAAUUAUACAGCUUUAAAAUUAUUUGAGACAGCUAAUGAUUUCUUCAAAUCGCUGGGCUUGAUGGGAGUUCCAGACUUGUUCUGGGAGAAAUCUAUAUUGGAGAGACCUAAUGAUGGAAGAGACAUGGUCUGCCAUGCGUCCGCUUGGGAUUUCUUUGAUGGAGAAGAUUUCAGAAUCAAACAGUGUACUACCAUUACCAAUGCUUUCUUCAAAACUACUCAUCAUGAAAUGGGUCAUAUCCAGUACUAUUUGCAGUACAAGGAUUUGCCAGUUAUUUACCGUGAGGGUGCAAAUCCUGGCUUCCAUGAGGCCGUUGGUGAUGUUAUUGCCUUGUCGGUGAGUUCACCACCACAUUUGAGGGUAAUGGGACUGUUGGAAGAUGGAACCGACGAUCAGGAAUCAAAUAUCAAUCAGCUGUAUAAAAUGGGUCUAGACAAGAUAGUCUUUCUGCCAUUUGCGUACCUUUUAGAUAUAUACCGUUACAACAUAUUCCGUGGAACCACUACUCCUGAUGAAUACAAUUGCCAUUUUUGGCAAUUGAGGGAAUCCCUGCAAGGUGUUGAACCUCCGGUUGCAAGAACUGAGGAGGACUUUGACGCUGCUGCCAAGUAUCACAUUUCGGCUAAUGUUGAAUAUAUGAGGUAUUAUAUAUCGUACAUCAUCCAGUUCCAAUUCCACCGUUCGUUGUGUCAACUCUCAGGAGACUAUAUUCCCGGUGACUCUAGCAAAUGGUUGUCCAACUGUGACAUUUAUAACAGCACCACCGCUGGAGAGGCUUUGGGUAAAAUGCUCAAGAUGGGUUCUUCCAAGCCAUGGCCAGAUGCAAUGGAAGCCAUCACUGGUCAACGCUACAUGGAUGCCAGCGGUAUUCUGGAAUACUUCCAACCUUUAUAUGACUGGUUAAAGACGGAAAAUGAACGUACCGGGGAAUAUGUUGGCUGGGAGCCUAGUAAAGUCGAUUACUGCAGUUCAGCACAGAAGAUGAACAUGGAAACAUCAGGAUUCAAACGGAAAAUUAAUAAAUACACUUCUGGUUGAAGCUAAAAUAAAAUAAACUCUCAACUUGAAAUCAACAGAUUAAUGAUGUAUUUAAAUUGGAUAUUUUCAAUAAAAACUUUUCCAAUAUCCCA
Molecule: messenger RNA, 2095 nt
Organism: Pectinophora gossypiella (pink bollworm)
Lineage: Eukaryota; Metazoa; Arthropoda; Insecta; Lepidoptera; Gelechiidae
Product: angiotensin-converting enzyme-like
Exons: 11
Coding region: 54-2003 (649 amino acids)
Biological process (GO): proteolysis
Cellular component (GO): plasma membrane
Molecular function (GO): metallopeptidase activity; peptidyl-dipeptidase activity
Source: RefSeq, a predicted model, not a curated record